AUGGCGUCAAAGAAAUCCCAGUCCAGCCAAAGACCGGGAACGGCAGCGGCAACGCCAAAUGGCGGAGCCGAAAGACCACCGAAGAGGAGAAAGCUAUCAGUUCCAUCCACACCGUCAGCGCCAGCGUCAGCGUCUGGCGGCUCCAAACGCCCCCAAGAGAAGGCGAGCAAGAAGGGAAACCUCGUGAAACCGACAUCAAAGAAACGUGCCCUACCACGACCCCCACGCCAGAGAAGAUCUCUCCGACCUCAACCACUACAACGGUCCGGCGAGACACCCAUUGAAAAACCCUUCCCAACCACGAGCAAAGCGACGUACGCAAAAUCCAAUUCCGGGGCCUCGACGCCGUUGUCGCCAGCGUCAGAUACAAGCCACAAAAUCAACUUUACGAAAUCGCUGCUCGACCAGAUCUGGACGCGCAACAAGAAUCAGCACCGGACGCAACCAUGGUGGAAAUGCCUAGGAAUGCUAAGGAAAGCCUUGACCCAGCUGGCUCUUUUGGACGACCAGGAAACCCACGUUCGUCAGCAGCAUGAGACCAGCGACGGCAGUGCUCGCAUCAACCUCGACGCGAAGGAGGUCCGGCUACGUUUCGAAAAAGAGGCACAGAUACGAAGCGAGCGCGAGCUCUGGAGUGAGUGGGUUCGCGAGACCCUGGUGCCACGCUCGUACGUGGCCUUCACGUCGCUGGUGAGCGACACCCAAUUCGCCAACCUGGGCGUGGUGCUCGUGGGUGCCCUCGCAGAUAUAGCCAGCAUAUCCGGUCAGCCUACGAGUGCGAGAGCGAGUACAGCGACGUCAAAGCUGGAACGACCCGUUCCAUCCACAGUUCUCGCGAUGGCAACUGGCGCGGCCGGGGAGCAGCAGCCGGCCGGUGCCUCCGUCCGUGCCAAUCAUCGAAAAGCGACCAGUCUGAUGGCCAAGAGUACAGGAGUCACGGGUCUACAGAGCGGUGAACAAGUAGAGAGGGCAUACGAAAGUGAUGACAUGGGUGAGGUGGUCGAGAGACCAUUACCCCAAGACAAAACCCACCAAAGGGAAGAUUCAGAGUCCUCGUCCAAGUCCAAGUCACAGGCAAAGACAAAUGCAAACGGUGGUCCAUCAUCGCCACAAGCGAGUGUACGCGUACGGAAAGAGCUGUACACUGAAACGAUUAUCAGUGACGGUCGCUCCCAUGCCGGACCUAGUGAUGGUGUAGUGCCACCUGUAUCCGAUGACGAUGACGAGGCAGCAACAGCAGAUAAAGAAGAAGAAGAGAAGAACAAGAAGAAGCCGUCUGUUCAGAACAGACCGCAGUCUCAGAAAAGUCGUGCGCAAUUGGACAUACAUCCGUCGCCCUCUAAGAAGAAAAUAGCUGCGAAACAGCAACCUCAACCGAAAAUGCCUACUCCUCCCACGGCGAGCAAACUCGGUCAGCAGAAGGCCGAUAAGAAAACAACAAGCAAAGACGAGAAAAGGAAAAAGAAAAAGACCAAGGGGAGUGCCAUCGACGACUUGUUCGCCGGACUACUAUGA
Molecule: messenger RNA, 1515 nt
Organism: Exophiala spinifera
Lineage: Eukaryota; Fungi; Ascomycota; Eurotiomycetes; Chaetothyriales; Herpotrichiellaceae
Exons: 1
Coding region: 1-1515 (504 amino acids)
Biological process (GO): nuclear-transcribed mRNA catabolic process, RNase MRP-dependent; maturation of 5.8S rRNA from tricistronic rRNA transcript (SSU-rRNA, 5.8S rRNA, LSU-rRNA)
Cellular component (GO): ribonuclease MRP complex
Molecular function (GO): rRNA primary transcript binding
Source: RefSeq, a predicted model, not a curated record